AUGUUUAACUCGGUCAACCUCGGGAACUUCUGCUCCCAGUCGCGCAAGGAGCGGAGCGGCGACUUCGGGGAGCGAGCAGGUUGCGCUUCCAACCUCUACCUCCCUAGCUGCACCUAUUACGUCCCCGAAUUUUCCACCGUGUCAUCCUUCCUGCCCCAGGCCCCGUCUCGCCAGAUCUCCUACCCUUACUCCGCCAACCUCUCCCAAGUGCAGCCCGUGCGGGAGGUCUCCUACGGGCUGGACCCCUCGAAUAAAUGGCACCCUAGGAGCAGCUACGCCUCGUGUUACUCCGCCGAGGAGCUGAUGCACCGGGACUGCCUCCCGCCGGCCACCAUGACCGAGAUGCUGAUGAAGAACGAGAGCGCCUACGGCCACCACCAUGCCCCCGGCACCAACCCCCCGGCGCCCACCGGCUUCUACUCCGGCGGGAACAAAAACAGCGUCCUGCCGCAGGGCUUCGACCGCUUCUUCGAGAACGCCUAUUGCGCGGCCGAGAACCCGCCGGAGGGCUGCCCGCAGAAGCCCCCGAGCAAGCUGGAGAGCGACGCCGAGCCCGCCGCCCUGUCAUCCCGCGGCGAGCAGGGCGUCGACCCGGAAGACGAGGAGGAAAGCCCCAACCCGGGCUCGGCAGCCUCUGCGUCCUCGGCCAACAAGGACGCCGGCAAAGCCAGCGGCGCCAGUGCCCCCCGUACGAGGAAGAAGCGAUGUCCCUAUUCGAAAUUCCAAAUCAGAGAGCUCGAAAGGGAAUUUUUCUUCAACGUCUACAUCAACAAAGAGAAAAGGCUGCAGCUGUCUCGGAUGUUGAAUCUCACUGAUCGGCAGGUUAAAAUUUGGUUUCAGAACAGAAGGAUGAAAGAAAAAAAACUCAGCAGAGACCGCCUGCAGUAUUUCUCGGGAAAUCCCUUAUUGUGA
Messenger RNA from Candoia aspera, 912 nucleotides. RefSeq names its product homeobox C11 (gene HOXC11). Lineage: Eukaryota; Metazoa; Chordata; Lepidosauria; Squamata; Candoiidae. Gene Ontology annotation, biological process: anatomical structure development; regulation of transcription by RNA polymerase II. The coding region runs from base 1 to 912 and encodes 303 amino acids. Gene Ontology annotation, cellular component: nucleus. The record is from RefSeq and is a predicted model, not a curated record. The transcript is spliced from 2 exons. Gene Ontology annotation, molecular function: RNA polymerase II cis-regulatory region sequence-specific DNA binding; DNA-binding transcription factor activity, RNA polymerase II-specific.